UUCCGUGUUCAAUGAAGCCUAGUCCUGCUGCCUGGUUGCUAGGCAACAGUAUACAUCUUUGCGCAGCAGAAGUGAGUUUGAAUGUAAGAGUACAGGGUAGAGAGUCAGGGGAUCCAGAGACAUUAGCAGGAUGAGCAGGCUAUAUGAUACCGCAGAGCCCAGUUUGGUGGACGAGGAGCUGCUGCAGAAGGCAGUGGAGGAGCAAGGCCCUCAAGACCAGGCUGGACAGAUUGCCAAGGAGGAGGGCAUCCAGUAUGACGAAGUCUGCCAAUUGCGCCUAGACUACAAGAACAUCCUGAAGAUUGAUCACCUGUGGCAGUUCACGUCUCUGACCAAGCUACAACUGGACAAUAAUGUCAUUGAGAAGAUUGAAGGACUGGGGCGCCUCACUAAUCUGAAAUGGCUAGAUCUGUCCUUCAAUAACAUUGAGGGGAUUGAGGGGUUGGAUUCUCUGGUGAAGCUGGAAGACUUGAGUCUCUACAACAACAGAAUCUCUGUCAUUGAGAACAUGGACACACUCCUAAAUCUACACGUUCUCUCUAUUGGGAACAACUUCCUGGCUCAGUUGGAAAAUGUUAUCUACCUCAGAAAGUUCAAGAACCUGCGCACUCUCAACCUAGCUGGAAACCCCAUCUGCAAAGAGGACCGCUACAAGAUCUUUGUUGCUGCCUACCUUCCAGAGUUGGUUUACUUGGACUUCAGGCUAUUGGAUGAACAAACACGAGAGCAGGCGUUUGGAAAAUACCAGUAUGCCAUUGAGGAGAUGCGCCACAAUGAGGCCCAGGAGAGAAGGGCGAUGGACGCUAGGCAAGAGCAAGAGGACGAGCUGCAGUUGCACAGGGAUGCCUUUGUGGAGCUCUUGAACGGCCCAUAUCUGUUUGACAGCAUGUACGCAGAUGAUGCAGAGGCAGCCAAGCUGGCCUACCUCCCCGGAGUGUCUGUACUACUAGAGACAUACAAGAGCCACCUGGUGGCGCUGUGUGUGCAGGUGUUUGAGAUUGGCUUGGCACAGCGCAGCCGGAGGGAAGACGAGGUCAAGUCCUUCUUUGACUGUUCCAGAGAAGCCGUGGACGACAACCAGCAGAGAGCAGCACAGAUCGCUGCAGACUUUGAGAAAGCCAGGAGACAGGUGAUGUCUGAGAUGCAGCAGGCCACAGACACACGUCUCCUGGAGGCCCAGCUGAACCACUGCAGCGAGGAGAUUAACCAGCUCUGUGACAGCCUCAUGACCCAGGAGCUGCAGCUAGUCGACCAGCUGGAGGACAUAAUCAAAGAUUUUGAGAGGAACAUUUCAGACAUGGUUGCCGGAUUCAUUGAAGUUGUUCAAGGAAUUUUCGCCCAGUGCCGAGACUUAGAGAACCACCAUCACGAGAAGCUACUGGAAAUCGCUGUGGCAACCCUGGAGCGAGUGGCCAAGAAUGAGCUGGAGGAGGAUAUGCCAGAUGAUGUCCGAAUGGUCAGUGUCAGAAAGGCCCUGUGUCUACAGCAAAUCCUACAGGCCAUGGUCAAAAGUAGUGUACUAUAUAGGGAAUAGGUGGCUAUUUGAGACGCAGCCUAAAUAGUGUUUCCCUACCCCUCUCAACCCUGUCUCUUAUCUCCACAAACAUUUUCAAAUAUUGUCAAAGACUCCAGCAACUCAAAUCAUAGACUGUUCUCUCUGCUACCGCACGGCAAACUGUACCAGAGUGCCAAGUCUGGGAUCAAAGGGCUCCUACCCCCAAGCCAUAAGACUGCUAAAUAGUUAACUAAAUAGCUACCUGGACUAUCUGCAUUGACCCUUUUUGCACUAACUCUUUUUAACUCUAUGCACACACACUGGACUCUACCCACACACUCACACAUACUUACACUGACACUCCAAAACAUACAGUGCAUUCAGAAAGUAUUCAGACCGCUUGACUUUUUCCACAUUUCGUUAUGUUACAGCCUUAUUAUAAAAUGGAUUCAAUUAUUUUUGUCCCUCAUCAAUCUACACACAAUAUUCCAUAAUGACAAAGCAAAAACUGUUUUUUAGACAGAUCCUCUCAAGCUCUGUCAGUUUGGAUGGGGAGCGUCGCUGCACAGCUAUUUUCAGGUCUUUCCAGAGAUGUUUGGUCGGGUUCAAAUCUGGGCUCUGGCUGGGCCACUCAAGGACAUUCAGAGACUUGUCCCGAAGCCACUCCUGCGUUGUCUUGGCCUCCCCAGGAGAAGCCUUCUCCCAGUCUGUGU
Messenger RNA from Salvelinus fontinalis (brook trout), 2208 nucleotides. It is a transcript of the gene drc3, whose product is annotated as dynein regulatory complex subunit 3. Gene Ontology annotation, molecular function: protein binding. The record is from RefSeq and is a predicted model, not a curated record. Lineage: Eukaryota; Metazoa; Chordata; Actinopteri; Salmoniformes; Salmonidae. Bases 131 to 1534 code for a protein of 467 amino acids. The transcript has 11 exons.